CGUUCACAAACGUACUAUUCCUUCCUCCGUGUAUGCUCUUCGAGUAUCACGGCUUACUCGGAGUAAAUUUAAGAACGCAACCCUUGAAUGAUUCGGCGUCUGGGGAAGUGCGGCAACACUGUUCUUAUUUUAUGAAGGCAAAUUUUCAAGAUGGCAGGUUUCUUUCACGUGGUCUGUCAUAUUGGUUGCAUCGUUGCCAGCUCGAAUCCUGAGAUAUUUAAGGAGAUUUAAGGAAAUAAAUUUGUGUGCUCUAAUAUUUAUUUCGUGAUUUGAGCGUUUUAGGCUGAAUUUAGUUGAAUAUAUAUUUAAAUAUGAUUCGUCAGUGUGAAAUUUGUAAGAAAAGUAACAUUUCCCAUCCGGAUUUAUCUUUUCAUAAAUUUCCAUCUGAUACCGAAAAGAGAGGAAUUUGGGCUUCGCUCCUUGGAUUUGAAAGCGUUAAUUUCACUAAGAAGUUGGUAUUUAUUUGUUCGAACCAUUUCAAUCCAGACGAUAUUGAAAUAAGGCCAAAUGGAAAAUUCCUCAAGCCAGAUGUUGUCCCAUUACCUUAUCAUACAACAUUCGAGAUUUCAAAUGAAAGUUCAGACACAGUAUCCGAACAAGAAGAUAGUCGUAUCAGCCCAACUACAGAGACAAUGUUGUUUGGAGUGGCAAGUAACCAGUUUGAUGUUGAAGCUCUGUCUAAAAGCUCAUCAUCAUCUUCAGCAACUCUUACUGCUUCAUCUUCAGUUACUCUUACAGCCUCAGAGUGUGAAAACGAACUUUCUAAGACAAUUUUUGUUGAACCAUCAUCCCAAAAUGUUCCAAGAAAAAAAAGAAAGAGGAGCUAUUUUGGCGAUUUGUCAAGCAGUGAUUUCUCGACAUCAGAGAAGCGAAGGAAAAGUUUUCACGGUAUAAAGAAAAUUGUCAGAAAACAAAAAGUGAGAAUACAUUCUCUUCAAAAUAAGGUCCGUCGUCAAAGGCUUCGAAUAACAUCAUUGAAAAGUUUGGUGUCAUUUUUGAAUGAAAAGUUUCGUUUAUCAGAGGAAUCAGAACACACAUUAUUGGUUGUUUGAAUUGGCAUGUAACCUGAAUGAUGUCAGAGCUCUGUCUAAAAGUUCAUCAUCUCCAGCAACUCUUACUGCUUCAUCUUCAGGUACCCUCACUGCCUCAUAGUUUGAAAACGAACUUUACAAAUUAACUUUUGUUGAAUCACCAUACCAAGAUAGAGGAGAAAGAGGUGCUAUUUUAGCGAUAUGUCAAGCAGUGAUUUCUUGAUACCAGAGAAGUGACUCAGAUACUUUACCAGAACCAAUAAAAGUAUUAGAUUUUAUGUUAGUCUGCAUUAAUGGUUCAUGGAAGAUGCCUGUUGGAUACUUCUUAUUGAAUGGAUUAUCUGCAGUGGAAAAAUU
Harmonia axyridis is the source of this 1388-nucleotide messenger RNA. RefSeq lists its product as uncharacterized. Bases 312 to 1052 code for a protein of 246 amino acids. The record is from RefSeq and is a predicted model, not a curated record. The transcript has 7 exons. Lineage: Eukaryota; Metazoa; Arthropoda; Insecta; Coleoptera; Coccinellidae.